AUGUUUUCGGCUGCAGUGUAUUUUAUAGAUUCUCCGGGCGUUCUUUUCCCAACUCGACCAGAGGAAGGGACCAUUUGGCUCCGCAAGGGUGCGGCUCGGUUCCGGUCUCUGGACUAUUCGGAGCGCAACGGCUACAUCAAGGGCGUCGUCACCGAGAUCCUCCACGACUCGGGCCGCGGUGCUCCCCUCGCCAGGGUGCAGUUCCGCCACCCGUUCCGUUUCAAGCACCAGAAGGAGCUGAUGGUGGCGGCGGAGGGCAUGUACACGGGGCAGUUCGUGUACUGCGGCAAGAAGGCCACGCUCAGCAUCGGCAACGUGCUGCCCGUGCGCGCCAUGCCCGAGGGUACCGUCUGCUGCAACCUCGAGCAGCACGUCGGUGACCGCGGCGCCAUCGCUCGCGCGUCCGGUGACUACGCGAUCAUCGUGUCGCACAACCCCGACAACGGCACCACCCGUGUGAAACUCCCGUCUGGCUCCAAGAAGGUUAUUCCGUCCUCUUGCCGUGGCAUGGUGGGGCAGGUUGCGGGCGGUGGUCGCACUGAGAAGCCGAUGCUCAAGGCCGGUAACGCGUACCACAAGUACCGCGUGAAGCGCAACUCGUGGCCGAAGGUGCGUGGUGUGGCCAUGAAUCCUGUGGAGCAUCCCCAUGGUGGUGGUAACCAUCAGCACAUUGGUCACGCGUCCACCGUGCGCCGCGAUGCGCCUGCCGGGCAGAAGGUUGGUCUCAUUGCUGCCAGGCGUACUGGUCGGCUCCGCGGACAGGCUGCCGGUUCGCUCAAGAUGGAGAAGGCCGCUUAA
Closterium sp. NIES-65 is the source of this 798-nucleotide messenger RNA. Lineage: Eukaryota; Viridiplantae; Streptophyta; Zygnematophyceae; Desmidiales; Closteriaceae. The record is from the annotation of a GenBank genome assembly.